AUGCAAUGGUCUCGGCACCUGCUGUCAAUCUGGGCUCAGAUUGCUGAGUCUAAUGCGAAUGAUUCCUUCUACUCAGAAAUAAUCAACUAUCUUCGACACCCUAGUGAAGGAUCACUCGCGAAGCUGACGAAACCAACGCGUGACAACAUCAAGCGUUACGCGCUUGAUGGUCCGCUGCUGACGUACACGAUGGACGUUUUUGACCCACCGCGCGUCGUCAUCCCUGCUGAUGACGACCUUCGAGCACGAUUGGUGCAUGAAUUUCAUGACACCCCAGCUGGUGGUCAUGUGGGUCGCGAAAAGACGUUCGCGGCCAUUUCUCGAGUGUUUUUCUGGCCGCGCAUGUACAAAUACAUCCAGAAAUGGGUACGCUCUUGCGAAAUAUGCCAGCGUGUGAAGCCUGCGCCGUCUUCACAAGCCCCAUUACGACCGCUUCUGAUUCCUACGGAAGCCUGGCGUUCAGUCAGUAUGGAUUUCAUCUUUGGUCUCCCUCCGGAUGAGAAGAACCGCACGGGCGUCUUGGUUUUUGCGGAUCGAUUUAGCAAGAUGGUGCACUUUGCUCCAGUCUCCGCGCACAUUACAGCGGAGACAACCGCGAAGAUCUUUAUUGAUCUCAUAUUUAGACACCAGGGCUUGCCAGAAUACAUCGUCUCGAACCGUGACCCGCGCUUUACAUCAGCUUUUUUGGGCAACGUUGUUUCAACUACUGGGCACGCGUUUGCUUAUGUCUACGGCGGCCCAUUCAGAAACGGAUGGGCAAACGGAGCGCGUCAAUUGAGUGCUUGA
This is a messenger RNA of Peronospora matthiolae, 786 nucleotides long. Lineage: Eukaryota; Oomycota; Peronosporomycetes; Peronosporales; Peronosporaceae. The record is from the annotation of a GenBank genome assembly.